Candidozyma duobushaemuli is the source of this 1758-nucleotide messenger RNA. Its product is annotated as cryptochrome/photolyase family protein. Gene Ontology annotation, molecular function: FAD binding; DNA binding. Gene Ontology annotation, biological process: circadian regulation of gene expression; entrainment of circadian clock by photoperiod. The coding region runs from base 1 to 1758 and encodes 585 amino acids. The transcript has a single exon. Lineage: Eukaryota; Fungi; Ascomycota; Pichiomycetes; Serinales; Metschnikowiaceae. Gene Ontology annotation, cellular component: nucleus; cytoplasm. The record is from RefSeq and is a predicted model, not a curated record.
AUGUCUAAAAAGCAAAAGCUCGAACAGCUUCCAAAGUUCUCCUCCAAGUUCUACCCCAAGGAAUUGCCCACUCAUGUGGCUGCAACCAAGUAUGCCAAGGAGGAAAACAAACCGUACAACAUCUUGCUCAAUAAGGUAGAGUCUACGGAAAAAGAGCGUUCCAAGGUCAAACCAGCCAAUGCCGUUGCCCAUUGGUUUGUCAGAGAUUUUAGAACUUUCGACAACCAUGGUCUCUCAAAGGCAUACAAAUUGGCUGCAAAACACAACUUGCCGCUCGUGUGUUUCUGGGUCAAUUGCAAGGAAAUGACCCAGGCCCAUGGAAAAUCCAAGUUCCAAAUGCAUUACCGUGUGAAGAGCAUGGAGAAGCUCCACAAGAAGUUGGCCGAUUUGAACAUUGCGUUUGUGACUGUGGAUGUGGAAACCAGAAGCAAGAUCGUGCCCUCGAUUCUCGAUUUCUUGCAGAAACACAAGAUCUCCCAUCUUUUCGUCAACCAGGAGUACGAAAUCGACGAAUUGAGGCUUUCGACGAAAUUGGUGGAUGCCGCUUUGGAAAAAGGCAUCAACUUCGAGCCUGUCCAUGAUACUUGCACGGUUCAGCCUGGAGAAAUCGUCACCAAGUCCAAGGGAACCCAGUUUGCUGUUUUCACGCCGUGGUACCGUGCCUGGGUGGAGUACGUCAACAACCACCUCAUUGACCAGAACAAGAUUAUCUUUGAUGAGCCCCAGAAGCUCGAGAAUUCUGUUGAGGAAUUGAUCAAAGCGGGACAUGGACUUCCACAGAUCAAUGUCGACCAAAAGCGUUUCAACAAGUACUGGAAGGAAGUUGGAGAAGACGACGCUUUCAAGGCUUUGGAGAGGUGGGUCAAGCUGGACACCAUCAAAAACUACGGCGAUACAAGAAACAACUUGGACGGAGGUGCCUCCAACCUCAGUGUUCACAUUUCUUCCGGAACCAUUUCUCCCAGAACCAUCCUCUGGCUUUUGCACGAGAACGAAUUGCUUACUGAAGCCAACGAAACAGCCGCUCCCGGUAUCACCGAAUUCCUCAGACAGAUCUCCUGGAGAGAGUUUUACAAAAACAUCCUCUGUUUCUGGCCUCACGUGGGCAUGUUCAAGCCUUUUCACUUGGAGUACUCAGACUUGCCCUGGGAGUACAACAAGGACCAUUUUUUGAAGUGGCAGGAAGGUCAAACAGGCUACCCUAUUGUGGAUGCUUCCAUGAGGAAUUUGAAAGAAACUGGUCAUUUGAACAACAGAGGCCGUCUUAUCGUGGCUUCUUUCCUCACCAAGCAUCUUCUUACUGACUGGAGAUACGGAGAAGAGUACUUCAUGUCUCAGUUGAUCGACGGUGAUUUUGCUUCCAACAACGGAGGAUGGGGUUUUGCUGCUUCCACAGGUGUGGAUCCCCAGCCUUACUUCCGUGUCUUCAAGCCUUCUUCUCAGUCUGAGCGUUUUGACCCUAAAGGUGAGUUUAUCAAGAAGUGGGUUCCUGAGCUCAAGGAUGUGGAUUCCAAGAAUAUCCACUCUCCAUGGGACAAUCCUCUGCUGAAGGAGAUUGCCAAAAAGAACAACUACCCUGAGCCAAUUGUGGAUUACAAGUUUGGCAGACAGCGUGCUUUGGAUGUGUUCAAGGAGACGAUGCAGAAGGGCAAGAAGGAGCUCGAGGGUGAUGACGAAGAGGAGGAAGAGGAGGAGUUGGAAGAAGAUGAGGAAGAAGAGGAUGGUGAAGAAGACGAGGAUGACGAGUACAAGGAGUAA